Molecule: messenger RNA, 3279 nt
Organism: Auxenochlorella protothecoides
Lineage: Eukaryota; Viridiplantae; Chlorophyta; Trebouxiophyceae; Chlorellales; Chlorellaceae
Product: Elongation factor 2
Exons: 10
Coding region: 1-3279 (1092 amino acids)
Biological process (GO): translational elongation
Cellular component (GO): ribonucleoprotein complex; cytosol
Molecular function (GO): ribosome binding; translation elongation factor activity; GTP binding
Source: RefSeq, a predicted model, not a curated record
AUGAGCGAUGGCACCCUGCGGAGGGUGAAGGCUCAAUUCCAAGUAUCCCUGCAUCCUGCGCUGUCAGAGACGAGCCUGGCCGGAGUAGAAGAGCUGCUCAAUACUUUGCUGCUCAGAUAUUCCGAGGAUUUGGGGGGCAUCGUGUUGGCCUAUGGGAGCACCACACUCGCCUCCCACCGUGGCCUCAUUCAGCCAUACUUUCCUUACACCCAUGUGGACGUGGGGGCGACCGUGACGCUGUUCAACCCCAAGCCCGGGUGCCGAUUGGUGGGCGUUGUCAACAAGGUGGGCCGCGACUUCAUUGGUCUGCUGGUCGCAGGAAUCGUGAAUGCGUCCAUCGGCGCCGACGCGAUCCGUGCUGACCUGGCAUCCCGCCCAGCCCAGUCUGCCUGGGUGUCCCUGUGCAACCCCCGCCAUGUCAUCAGCAUAGGGACCACUGUGGUCUUCGAUGUCCUCAGUGUCACACAGACGGGUCAGUUUGUGAGUCUCAAGGGAGCCCUCCGAGAGCCCGACACCGGUGCCGUGGAGGUCGUGGGAUACCCCGGGCAGCCGAGGAAGGAGGUGGCGGUGGCGGAGGAGGCGCAUAAAGAGGAGAACGGCAAGAGUACCGCGAAGCGCAAGCGGCGGGAGAGCGCUGGAGAUGCGGCUGCUACCUUCCCACCAUCCUUUACCAGGGCCCUCUUUCUUCGCCAGUGGCCGUAUUCCCCGGACACUACCGCCAAGAUGGUGAAGGUGCGCCCCCGGUCGGGCAGCGUGCUGGAUGAGAUCCGUGCCCUGAUGGAGUUCAAGGACAACAUCAGGAACAUGAGUGUGAUUGCCCACGUCGAUCACGGAAAGUCUACCCUGACUGAUUCCCUGGUGGCUGCCGCCGGCAUCAUUGCCAUGGAGCAGGCCGGCGACCAGCGCCUGACCGACACCCGCGCCGACGAGCAGGAGCGUGGCAUCACCAUCAAGUCCACCGGUAUCUCCCUGUACUACGUCAUGGAGGACGAGGACCUGAAGGGUUUCACCGGCGCGCGCGACGGCAACCACUUCCUGAUCAACCUGAUUGACUCCCCCGGCCACGUCGACUUCUCCUCUGAGGUGACAGCCGCGCUGCGCAUCACCGACGGCGCGCUGGUGGUGGUGGACUGCAUUGAGGGCGUGUGUGUGCAGACCGAGACGGUGCUGCGCCAGGCCCUGGGCGAGCGCAUCCGCCCCGUGCUGACCAUCAACAAGAUCGACCGCUGUUUCCUGGAGCUGAUGCUGGACCCAGAGGAGGCCUACCUGUCCUACCGCCGCGUGAUCGAGAACGCCAACGUCAUCAUGGCCACCUACGCCGACGACGACCUGGGCGACACCCAGGUGCACCCCGAGGCGGGCACCGUCUCCUUCUCCGCCGGCCUGCACGGCUGGGCCUUCACCCUGACGGUGUUUGCCAACCUGUAUGCCAAGAAGUUUGGCACGGACACCAAGAAGAUGAUGGAGAAGCUGUGGGGCGACAACUUCUUCGACCCCAAGACCAAGAAGUGGACCAAGAAGGAGACGGGGUCGGCCUCCUGCAAGCGCGGCUUCUGCCAGUUCAUUUACGAGCCCAUCCGCACCGUGAUCGACGCGGCCAUGACCGACUCCAAGGACAAGCUGUGGGCGCUGCUGGAGAAGCUGGAGGUGCUGCACCUGCUCAAGUCCGAGGACAAGGAGCUGGUGGGCAAGCCGCUGAUGAAGCGCGUGAUGCAGACCUGGCUCCCCGCCCACUCCGCGCUGCUGGAGAUGAUGAUCUGGCACCUGCCCUCGCCCGCCCGCGCCCAGAAGUACCGCGUGGACGUGCUGUACGAGGGCCCCCUGGACGACGCCUACGCCAGUGCCAUGCGCGCCUGCGACCCCGAGGGCCCCCUCAUGAUGUACGUGUCCAAGAUGAUCCCGGCGGCGGACAAGGGCCGCUUCUUCGCCUUCGGCCGCGUCUUCUCCGGCCGCAUCGCCACGGGGCGCAAGGUGCGCAUCAUGGGCCCCAACUACGUCCCCGGCACCAAGAAGGACCUGUACGUGAAGACGGUGCAGCGCACGGUCAUGUGCAUGGGCCGUCGCCAGGAGGCGGUGGAGGACGUGCCCUGCGGCAACACCGUGGCCCUGGUGGGGCUGGACCAGUUCAUCACCAAGAACGCGACGCUGACGGACGAGAAGUGCGAGGAUGCACACACCAUCAAGGCCAUGAAGUUCAGCGUGAGCCCCGUGGUGCGCGUAGCGGUGGAGCCCAAGCACGCCUCCGACCUGCCCAAGCUGGUGGAGGGGCUGAAGCGGCUGGCCAAGUCGGACCCCAUGGUGCAGUGCUCCAUCGAGGAGACGGGGGAGCACAUCAUCGCCGGCGCGGGGGAGCUGCACCUGGAGAUCUGCCUCAAGGACCUGCAGGACGACUUCAUGGGCGGCGCGGAGAUCCGGGUGUCGGAGCCCGUGGUCGCCUUCCGCGAGACCGUGAACAUCAUGUCCGACCAUGUGGUCAUGUCCAAGUCGCCCAACAAGCACAACCGCAUCUACCUCCAGGCCCGGCCCAUGGAGGAGGGCCUGGCCGAGGCCAUCGACGAGGGCAAGGUGGGGCCCCGCGACGACCCCAAGAUCCGCUCCAAGAUCCUGUCGGAGGAGUUUGGCUGGGACAAGGAGCUGGCCAAGAAGAUCUGGUGCUUCGGCCCCGACACCACCGGCCCCAACAUGCUCACCGACGUGACCAAGGGCGUGCAGUACCUGAACGAGAUCAAGGACUCCUGCGUGGCAGCCUUCCAGUGGGCCUCCAAGGAGGGCGUGCUGGCCGAGGAGAACAUGCGCGCCAUCGUGUUUGAGGUGUGCGAUGUGGUCCUGCACGCCGACGCCAUCCACCGCGGUGGCGGCCAGAUCAUCCCCACCGCGCGCCGCGCCAUGUACGCGGCCCAGCUCACCGCCCAGCCGCGCCUGCUGGAGCCCGUGUACCUGGUGGAGAUUCAGUGCCCCGAGCAGGCCAUGGGCGGCGUCUACUCCGUGCUGAAUCAGAAGCGCGGCAUGGUGUUCGAGGAGGCCCAGCGCCCCGGCACCCCCAUCUUCAACCUCAAGGCCUACCUCCCCGUCAUCGAGUCCUUCGGCUUCACCUCCACCCUGCGCGCCGCCACUGCAGGCCAGGCCUUCCCCCAGUCCGUGUUCGACCACUGGGAGGUCAUGACCUCCGACCCCCUCAACGCCGGCUCCCAGGCCAACACCCUGGUGCUGGACAUCCGCAAGCGCAAGGGGCUCAAGCCCGAGCCCUCCCCGCUUGGCGAGUACGAGGACAAGCUCUGA